This is a messenger RNA of Gymnogyps californianus (California condor), 3120 nucleotides long. RefSeq names its product centrosomal protein 85 like (gene CEP85L). The record is from RefSeq and is a predicted model, not a curated record. The coding region runs from base 1 to 2358 and encodes 785 amino acids. The transcript has 13 exons. Gene Ontology annotation, cellular component: centrosome. NCBI's taxonomy places the organism in Eukaryota, Metazoa, Chordata, Aves, Accipitriformes, Cathartidae.
AUGUGGGGCGGGCUGCACCCCCAGCUCGGCUUGCGCGGCUACAAGGCGGGCUCAGAUUAUUCCUCAGUGGGAUGGUUACCUGGUACUGAAUCCCUGUGGCAGUCCACAACCAUUUCAUCAAGCAGUCAAAGCAAUCCUGUCAGAAGACACAGUAUAGCUUCCGACAGCGGGGACACUGGGAUUGGUACCUCCUGUUCUGAUAGUGUGGAAGAUCAUUCAACUUCAAGUGGUACAUCCUCGUUUAAGCCCAGCCGAUCACUGGUUUCUAUUCCCACUGCCCAUGUGAUGCCGUCUAAUGCCAGCUCUUCACUUUCCAAACACAGGGAAGCUUCCAAGUCUGAUGGCUCAAAAUGGAGUACAAGCUUUGUACGGUCAGGAGGAGGCAGAAAUCAGGGUGCCCUGGACAAUUCUCUUGACAUGAAAGAUGCAAGACCUGUAAGAAAAUGGUCCUCCUUGUCUAAACUCAGCUCACCAAAUACCUUCAGCCAAGAUGGCAGUAGUCAUUCAGUGGAGUCCAGGGCUAGUACAGAUAAAGCUGCAUCACCACAAUUAAGGACAAAUGGGCCAAGUUGUUUGCAUGAUAGCAUGGAGUUGCUAAAAAUUGAUGACAAAGAAAUGGGGAAAAAACGAUGUUCUCUACUGGACUGCAAAUACAAAUUUGAAACGUGCAGCAAAGAUGAUUUUGUUUCAGAUUCCUCAAGUAGGAGACAUGCCUUAGACUUGACCUACAGUGCCUUACCUGAAAGCAAACCUACGGCAGCCAGUUGUGAAGCUUUCGGACAGAGAUACGCAACUCUAGGACAACAGGCUGUGAGUGGAGCUCCCAUACAGCCAGCAGUGAGGACUCAAAUGUGGCUUAAAGAACAGUUACGUGCAAAUCCCCUGGACUGCAGGACUGCUGAGGAGCCCUACUGCGUAGCUGCAUGGCACGUGCAGCAGCUUGAAGAUUUUAGAACAGGAGGUGAACAGCCUGUGCAGGUUCCGACUGGAACAUCUCGUCAAAGUUACCCAGCUACCAGCUAUCAGGACUUCAGCAACUGGGAAUCUCUAAUGAAAAUUAAAGAGGGGCUGCUAAGACAGAAAGAGAUUGUGAUCGAUCGGCAAAAGCAGCAAAUUAACAAUUUACAUCAGAAGAUAAGGGAGAAUGAAUUACGAGCUCAACAUGCAAGACUGAGCCAUCUUGUGAACUGUGAAGAACCUUACCUGACUAAUUUGCAGCAACCACAGUAUGAGAGCACGCCACUGCAACCUCACGUUUCAGAAAGAUCAACAUCCCACCUUGAGGAGCUUGAGCGAAAGAUUGCAGCAGCUGAGAAUAAGGAAUUACAACUCAGUGAAUUUGUAAAACAAAUUUCAAACAAAUCUAGUGAGGAGAAAAAGAAGAUGGAGGAGAAACUUAAAACUAGAGACAGAUAUAUUAAUAGCCUGAAAAAGAAAUGCCAGAAAGAGUCUGAGCAAAACAAAGAAAAACAAAGACGAAUUGAAACCUUAGAAAAAUAUCUGGCUGACCUACCAACGCUGGAUGAUAUAGAAGGGCAGACUAAACAGCUGCAAAUUCUAGAAGAGAAGAACAAGCAACUUCAAGAAACUAUGGCUGAGUUAGAAAAGAAGCUUGGAGAGGCACGAUCGCAGUGCAGAGAGAGAGAACUGCAACUGGUGUGUCAGAAGAAAAAAGAAAAAGAGCUGGUCACAACAGUACAGAGUUUACAACAGAAAGUAGAAAAAUGCCUGGAAGAUGGUAUUCGCCUUCCCAUGUUGGACACAAAACAGCUUCAGAGUGAGAAUGAAUGUCUCAAAGAAAAGAAUGAGAAAGCCAGUAAGGUCAUAGACAAUCAACAAAAUCAGAUAGCUGGACUGAUUUUAGACAUGCAGUCUAUGCAAGAGAAGCUUUUGCAAGAAAAGCUGAUAGUUCAGAAGAUGACAAAUGAGCUUGAAGAAAAAGAAAGGAAUAUAGAGCAGUUAAAUAAAACUCUCUCUGAAAACCAAAGACUGAUGGAAGAGAAUGCCUGCCUGAAGGAGCAGAUGCGGCAGGUGGAGCAGUCCAGGCAGCCAGUGUCUGAGAAGAUGCCUAUAGCAGACCAGUUGUUCAAGGAAAUGUCCCAUUGCUUGUUUGACUUGAAAGCACUGUGCAGUAUUCUUACCCAGAGAGCUCAGGGCAAGGAGCCUAACCUUUCCUUACUGCUGGGAAUCAGAUCGCUGAGCUGUUCAGCUGAAGAGAAUGAAAAUUACCACAGCACAGAAACCCUUUCGAAGAAGCUCUUGGACGUUUGUCAGUUACGAAAGGAUAUUGAUGAAUUAAGGACUAUAAUGUCAGACCGUUAUGCUCAGGACAUGGGGGACAAUUGCAUUACUCAAUGACAACAUUUCAUCUAGUAGCAAAUGACUUAUUAAAUGCUGCUGUGUCACAGGUCUUUGCAUUUCUAUUAAGGAGCCAUAUUGGAAGACUGCGAAUAGCACCGCACGUGCAUCUCUCUGAGGAUUGUGCAUAUUUAGUCUCGGGAGUCUGAUGGGGAGGGCAGAGUCAUCAUUUGAACAGAGUGGUACAAACUACAAGAAACCUUUUCUCCAAACUACUGAAUGUAGGAACAAGCUGUGAAGAAUGAUUCAGUUGGAUACUCUGUUUCCUUCAUUGGGGCUCAUUUUAUUACUUCACCUAGUUUAUGGAAUCAGAGCAUCAGAACAGCCAUGCUGCUACUACUCUCAGUCCUUUCCUUCAUCAAGGGUUUGUAUGGCAUUAUCUGUGUUCUGAAAUUAAAGCAAAGGGUCAAAGGACCUAUAGCUGUAUGUGGUGAAGUCACAGGCUUCUGCAACUGUGCUUCACUCUAGGAAUUGCAAUUGGAACAAUCUUGGAGCACUACAAAAAGUAGUUGCUCUUCGAGUUGCCUAAAAAAUUUGAUAUAGGAAAGAUGUUAUUUUUAGUAAUGGAUGUCUAGCUUGUUUACCCAGUGGCAGAAGAAAACCAAGUUUUAACUCCUUUAUGCAAAUUAAGUCCAUAAAAUAUAGCGCUAUGAAAUUGUUUCAAGCACUCUCGCAUUGCUGUAAGAAGUUUCAAUAAUAUGAAGUCCGUGACAAACCCAGAGAAGCUGGAAGGCAUGAAACUGCAGCAUAGUACGUGGCUGU